Messenger RNA from Amphimedon queenslandica, 3006 nucleotides. RefSeq names its product general vesicular transport factor p115-like. The record is from RefSeq and is a predicted model, not a curated record. Gene Ontology annotation, cellular component: endoplasmic reticulum; Golgi membrane; Golgi stack. The transcript has 2 exons. NCBI's taxonomy places the organism in Eukaryota, Metazoa, Porifera, Demospongiae, Haplosclerida, Niphatidae. Gene Ontology annotation, biological process: transcytosis; intracellular protein transport; vesicle fusion with Golgi apparatus. The coding region runs from base 35 to 2788 and encodes 917 amino acids.
UAAUUAAUUCCCCACGUUCGGACAAAGAAACAAAAUGGCGUCCAUCCUCAAGUCUGUUUUCGGGCCCUCUACGGCCGGAGCAGAGUCUAAACCCUCUGGAGCAGAGACAGUUCAAAAACUAAGCAACAGAGUAUCUAGUUCUGUCAAUUUGGACGACAGGAGGGACGCCCUGAGGGCUAUAAAGGGCAUGUCUCGUCAAUAUAGGCGGGAGGUUGGUAAUAUUUGCCUUCCAUUGCUGUUCCAGGCCAUUAGGAAUGAUAUUAGUGAUGGGGAAUGCGUGGGAUAUGCUGUGGAGUCUAUAUUGAAUGUACUAUCAUCGGAUGAAGGAGAAGAAAGGACAGAUGAGCUUCUAUUAGGUGUCGAUUAUGCCGAGCAAAUACUCAAAGACCCGGAGAACCUCGUCCUCCUCCUUCGCCUACUUGAAGAAUUCGACUUUCAAGUACGUCACCCGACUGUCCGCCUAUUAACGUCCCUCCUCUGCCUAAAGAUGGUUGAUAUCCAGGAAGCCGUCCUCUCUUCUCCGAUGGGAAUCUCUAAAAUAAUGGACCUACUUUCGGCUAAACAGGAGGUCAUACGUAACGAUGCCAUACUCUUGCUGUCUUAUCUCACUCGCUCUAACAGUCAAAUACAGAAGAUUGUAGCUUUUGAGAGUGCCUUUGAACGCCUCAUGUUGAUAAUAAGUGACGAAGGCUACAGUGAUGGGAGUAUCAUAGUUGAAGAUUGUAUCACUGUCAUGCAGAAUCUUUUACGUGGCAAUUCUUCCAAUCAAGCUUUCUAUCGAGAGGCAAACCAGGUUCAAUCCCUCGUUCCUUUCUUCGAUUUCAAACUGUCCUCGAGUUUGAAAUGGAGUAAUCAAAAAACGUCCAAUGUCCUCGCCAUGUUGUUACUCGUUCGUUGUCUCGUUGCUCCUAGUAAUUCUCAGCAGAACGUCUCCGCCUGUCAGAAAGUGAUGCACCAGUGUCGUCUACUUGAGUUUCUGUGUAUGUUCAUGUUUGCCAGUGGAGUACCUACUGCAGUACUAGUUGAGAGUAUCAAUACUGUCGCUGAGGUUGUGAGAGGCAAUUUCGUUAAUCAGCAGUUUUUCGAUACAGUUGAGACUCCCUCUACCCCACCUCGCUCUGGCAUACUCACCAUAUUAAUGUGUAUGGUUAACGAGAAACAGCCAUUGCCACUACGACUGGCCGCACUCUACUGCUUCCAAAGCUAUCUGUAUAAGAAUGAAGUCGGACAGAGCAAGGUAAUAAAUACGCUUUUGCCUUCUUCGACAGAAACGACAGUCUCAGCAGGCCAGGUCUUAUGUGCUGGGAUAUUUGGUAAUGAUUCUCUUUCCAUAUGGAUGACAGCUAUGAGUCUAGCAGCUGCUUUAAACUCAUCCCAGAAGCCACAGCUGCUUCGUGUCCAGCUCUCCAUGCAAGGGAAAGGCCAGGUCACUCUAUUGCAGCAGUGCUCUGAUGUCCUGGUCAAUAUGCCUGACCUGAAACCACUGAGUCGUGUUGGGCUACUAGUCUUACUGUGUACAUGGCUUACCGACUGCACAGCUGCUGUUACCUCAUUUCUGGAUAACCCAGUUAACAUCCCUUACCUGACUGGUAUGAUAGAGCAUCACUAUAACAAUGACACUGACCAGAUAAUAGGUGGCCUUUGUGCUACACUUAUUGGUAUCUGCCUAGUGUAUAAUGAUGGUAGUUCUUCUGGGUACUCGCCUGAAACGCUACGAGAAAUAAUCACAAGGCGUAUCAAUCAAGACAGUUUUACGCAGUCUUUCACUCAACUCUCGUCCACAGAGUUUUUUAUUCAAGCUAGUAAGCAGCCUCAGAUUCAGGCGGGGAGCGUGAAUCAGAUAUUCUUUGAUUAUCCUUUCACUGUCCUCUUUAGACAAGUCUCCAAUGCCAUACAGAGAGCUUUGGAUCCUUCCAUAGAGACGAAUGGUGGGGCAGAGGGCGUGCCCACUAGCAGCCAGAAUCAUCUCAUAUCCCAAUCACAGCUCAGUGCUAGUUUUGAAGAGCACUCCUCCGUCGUACAGCAGUACAAGGACUUACUCCAAGAGCAAGAUAGACAGAUCAUAGAGCUAAGGAACAAAUGCCAGGAGUUGGAGAGAGGAAGGAAUGGCAAUGAUACUCAAUCACUUCUUAGCAACAGCGCUCCUGGUACGAAUGGGGAACUAAACAAGGAACUGGUGUCUCUGAGAGAGGCUAGUCUCUCUCAUUCGAGACUGCAGGAGUCCUUGAGACAAGAGUUAGGACAGAAAAAUGCAGAAUUGGAAAGGAUGAGAGAGAAAUGCGAAGCACUUCAGCUGCAGUUGAGUCAGCAAUCUAGCUCGGAAGAUGUAUCAAGGUUAAGGCAGGAGGUUGAGCAGUUGAGGUCUGAUAACGAAGCACUCCUAACUGAAAAGACUUAUCUCGAUACGCAACUCAACCAACAGCUGACCCUCUCAGCGAUUGCCCCACCCAUUUCAAGCAACGAGGGGGAAACUCAGGAAAAACUCCGACAGUUAUCAGAGAAGAACCUAGGACUUGAGAACGAGAGGAAAAACCUCCUGACUCGAUUAGCUGAAUACGAGGCUAGGCUAACGGAUUAUGGGUCUCUUGAGGUCAAAAUAAAAGAAUUGGUGAGCAAGAACGAAUCAUUAGAGAAAGAGCAAGAAGACCUUCUCGUCCUUUUAGCAGACAACGACUCUAAACUAAGGAAAUACAGAGAGAUGUUGAAGAACAACAACAUACCACUAUCAGCGAGUGAUGAUGAUGACGAUGAUGAUGAUGAUGACGAUAGCGAUGAUGAAGAUAUUUGAUAUUUUGUUAGUCAGCUACUUCAAUAUUAUUGGUUUUCUCUUGUUUGUAAUUUUACGAUAGUUCUCGAUUUCUCUCUUCCUCUGCAUUUUUUGUUUGUGUGGAGUCUAAUUGGUUGUUGUUAUAUUUUCUCCCACUCUCUCUAUUGUCUGUACAUAAAAUAUUGUGUCUAUACAAGCUCAAUUGCACUUUAAGUGUGUAUUUUAUUGCCCACACUGUC